Messenger RNA from Penicillium paradoxum, 1242 nucleotides. Its product is annotated as putative endo-arabinanase. The record is from RefSeq and is a predicted model, not a curated record. Bases 1 to 1242 code for a protein of 413 amino acids. NCBI's taxonomy places the organism in Eukaryota, Fungi, Ascomycota, Eurotiomycetes, Eurotiales, Aspergillaceae. Gene Ontology annotation, molecular function: arabinan endo-1,5-alpha-L-arabinosidase activity. The transcript is spliced from 4 exons. Gene Ontology annotation, biological process: carbohydrate metabolic process.
AUGAUCGUCAGGACCGGCCAUUUAUCACAGCAGGCGCCGCCGCCUUUAGGUCGUCAUGAUAAUUCUCGACAUUGGUGGUCCUUUGGCGGUUUUCGGCAACAAUUCCCCCGACGCUGGAUUAAGAUGCUUCCUCUUCUUGGCUUGGUGUGUUUCUUCUCCGUCGGUCUCGGCGUGAGUAUAACUCAAAGAGAUCAAAUCUUUGAGAAUGGCCGGAGGCUGCAAGACCUCGGCAAUGACCAGGCUGUCAGCCAUUUCCCUCCUUCACGCCAGACACAGCAUUUUACCCACGAUCCCACUAUCAUCCGUGUGGGUGACGAGUAUUAUCUUUACCAUGUCGGUGAACACAUCCUGAUCCACACUGCGUCUAGUAUGGCUGGCCCAUGGAAACGUGUUGGCACCGUGUUGGAUGCCAAGAGUGUGAUCCCGAAGGGAGACCGUGCUGCGCCCUGGGCCCCUACUGUCAUUGCUGUGGAUGGUAUAUACUAUUGCUAUUAUAGUGUCAGUAAAGCUGGCUGCCGUGACAGCGCUAUCGGCGUGGCUACCUCGAGCUCGCCCGGUCCUGGCAACUGGCAUGACCACGGCAUUAUUAUCCAGACUGGCACGGGAAAUGGAUCAGACAUCUAUCCUUACACCGUGUCAAAUGCCAUUGACCCUAGCACAUUGAUCACCCCUGAAGGAGACGCUUAUUUGACUUUUGGAAGCUAUUGGAAUGGGAUUUUCCAAGUCCCGCUGGGAAAAGACCUUCUCUCGCCAGCUAGCACUACCGAGCCCGAUGCCCGUCAACUGGCAUGGGAGCCAAAAUCGCUCGGCCCGCCGAACCGCAUGGCCAACACCAUCUGUGGUGACCCGACCGGUCCACACGCCAUUGAAGGUGCUUUUAUCUCAUACAAUGAUGGUUGGUACUAUCUUUGGUAUAGCCAUGGUUUCUGCUGCGAUCUGAAGGCAGAUAACCUCCCGCCCGCUGGGCAAGAAUACUCGAUCCGUGUUGGGCGAUCGCAAAGUCCCCGUGGGCCAUUCACCGACAAAGCUGGUACAGACCUUGUCAAAGGCGGCGGCGAACUUGUCUAUGGCUCUAACGGAGACACCUAUGCUCCAGGCGGACAAGCUGUGAUCCGCGAUGGCGAUACCGAUGUGCUUUACUACCACUACUUGAACAGAACGAUUGGCAUUGGGUUCCAGGAUGCUUUACUUGGAUUUAAUCCUCUCAAAUAUGUCGACGGAUGGCCUGUCGUCCAGGCCUGA